Molecule: messenger RNA, 3413 nt
Organism: Populus nigra (black poplar)
Lineage: Eukaryota; Viridiplantae; Streptophyta; Magnoliopsida; Malpighiales; Salicaceae
Product: pentatricopeptide repeat-containing protein At3g21470
Exons: 1
Coding region: 73-1743 (556 amino acids)
Biological process (GO): RNA modification
Molecular function (GO): protein binding; RNA binding
Source: RefSeq, a predicted model, not a curated record
UAGAAAAGACAAGGGUGCUCUAAUCUCUCUCUCACUUCCUGUUUGGAACAACUCCAAAAUUACACUAGCCCUAUGUGUACAAGCCAUGAAGAAAACAACUUUAUACCACAAGAAAUCAUACACUAUCCUCAAAAACAAAUUCAAUACUACAAAUAUCAAAACUCUCAACUUUGCCCUGCAACUACAAACCCCAGUUGGUCUUCCUGUAUAAGAAAACACGUCUCUAAUGGAUCAUACAGAGAAGCAAUUGUUUUAUACAAUCAAAUCCGCAGCAAAGGAGUGUACUUUUUGGGAUUGAUCCCUUUAGUCCUUAAAGCAUGUGCUUAUGUUUCCGUGCUGAAUUGUGGGAAAUCUUUGCACAGUGAAGCAAUAAAGCAUGGAGUAGAUUCUAAUGUACGUAUUGGGACAUCAUUGGUUUCUAUGUAUGCAAAAUGUGGUGAUAUACCCGAUUCGCGUAAGCUGUUUGAGUAUAUGCCUGAGAGAAAUGUUGUGACAUGGAAUGCCAUGAUUAGUGGAUAUGGUAAGAAUGGGGACAUGAAAUCAGCAUCAGUUUUGUUUGACAAAAUGUCGACCAGAAAUGCGGUUUCUUGGAUUGAAAUGAUAGAUGGGUUUGCCAGAAGUGGAGAUAUGGUUGCCGCUAGGCGUACGUUCAAUGAGGUACCAUUUGAAUUGAAAAAUGUGGUGACUUGGACUGUGAUGAUUGAUGGGUAUGCGAGCAAAGGAGAGAUGGAAGCUGCAAGAUUGCUUUUUGAAGAGAUGCCACAGAGGAAUUUCUUUGUCUGGUCGUCCAUGAUUUCAGGGUAUUGUAAGAUAGGUAAUGUUAAGGAGGCGAGGGCUAUUUUUGAUCGCGUUCCAGUUAGGAACUUGGUGAACUGGAAUUCUUUGAUUUGUGGUUACUCGCAGAAUGGGUUUUGUGAGGAAGCUUUGGAUGCCUUUGGGAAGAUGCAAAAUGAGGGUUAUGAGCCUGAUGAAGUUACAGUUGUGGGUGUUUUAUCUGCUUGUGCCCAGUUGAGUCUACUGGAUGUUGGUAAAGAUGUGCAUAAGAUGAUAUGUGCGAAAGGGAUGAAGCUUAAUGAGUUUGUUGUGAAUGCGUUAGUGGAUAUGUAUGCGAAAUGUGGGGAUUUAACUGGUGCCCGAUUGAUCUUUGAACGAAUGACCAAUAAAAAUAAUGCCUGUUGGAAUUCUAUGAUAUCAGGCUUUGCCGUUCAUGGGAAAACCAAAGAGGCUCUAGAGUUCUUCGGGAGAAUGGAAGAGUCAAAUGAGAAGCCUGACGAAAUAACCUUUCUCUCUGUUCUCUCGGCUUGUGUUCAUGGGGGAUUUGUAGAAGUUGGUUUGGAAAUUUUUUCUAAGAUGGAGGGAUACGGGUUGUCAGCAAGUAUCAAGCACUAUGGCUGUCUGGUUGAUCUUUUGGGGCGAGCAGGAAGAAUACAGGAUGCUUAUCAUUUGAUCAAGAGUAUGCCAAUGAAACCAAAUGAUACGGUUUGGGGUGCUUUCCUUGGAGCUUGUCGAAUUCAUAUGGAUAAUGAUAUGGUGGAGCAGGUGGUAGAAGAUGUUUGCACAUCGGAUUCUAGUGUUGAUUCUGGAAAUGAUCCUCAUUAUGCUUUGUUGUUGAACAUAUAUGCUGGUUCUGGUAGCUGGGAGAAGGCUGGAAGGGUGAGUAUGGUCAUGGCGGAUAGAGGGCUUCAAAAGACUUCUGGACGCAGCUCACUUAUGCUUGAAAAUACAGAACAGUUUCAUAUCUGAUCUAGGUCACUGUUACCAUUAAAGAUUGAAUCUAUGGUCAACAGGAACCAGUAAAAUAUCUGGUUAGGCAUCUGGGUGAAGUCUCCAGUAACAUUGUUGCACUACCCUCUGUCACUAUAAAUAGGACAAAAGGAGGUUCACUUGAAGAAGAAUGUGGGCGAUAUAUGGCGAUUCUUCUGCUCUGCUUUUUUAUUAGAUAGGGACCCCAUCCCCUGGAUUCAUGACAGACUUGUGAAGGCAAGGGUUUGGCAAAUGGUUGUCAGUAGAAGAUGCAACAUAGCAGCUCUGGUGCUCUAUGCUGAAGUAUUCUGCUUGUGUAUGCAUCAAGCAACUUCCAGAUAACAUCAGGAGAGCUUUUCUUGAAGGUUUGAUCAAAUAGAUCAUUAGUUCAUUUUGUGUAAUAUAAUUCAGUUGUGCCUUAAAUGCACUCUUUUUUGUUGUAACCUCUACAGAGCUUUUCCCAAAGUUCCUUUGCGUAAGAUAAUAUGUGGAACUCAAUUGUUCUGUAAAUACACUAUUGUAACUGUUUUUCUUGUUGAAAAUUACAUUGUUGGUGAAAAAUGCUGACUGCUCCUUGGCUAUCUUCAAUCUAGAAAAGAACUUGCCUAGACAACUCGAAAGGAGUCUGCUAUCCUCUUCAGAUCCUGGUAGUGUCUCUUCCACUGAAGACCUGCAAAAAUUAUGUAAAGUAUAAUUUAGCUCAUAAUUUUUUAGCUUUAUAACAAGAUAUGCAUGGAUGUAGUAUUAUCUCCUCACCAUUCCCAGUGACAUUGAACAAGUAGAGGCGAUUUCCCGCUGCAGUUGCAGUGAUCAGUGCAUGAGGUGGCUCUAGCUCGUACUGGUAAUAUCUUCUUCCAGAAUGUUCUUCUACAUUCAUGCUUAGAACCUUCCCUUCUACAUUCUCUCCAAUUACUUCUGGACCAAAAGCGUUAAUUACUUUCUCUGGAGGUCCAAUUUGUUCGAUUGUAGCAUUUUCACCAAGAUCUGUAUAAAUCACAGGUUAACCGGAAUAAUUGAAAUCAUGGAGACUGCAUACUAGCAUGGUUGAGAGAGAAGGGGGUGGGGUGGGGGGAUGUUGAGUUAGGAAGCACCCAAUGGAAUGAAUGCUAAAGGGGUUGGAACUCACAAUCUGCAAAUCUGAGAACAGGAGCUACAAUGACAAAAAGGCGUCCUUCCUUGGAGCUGCCAAAUCUCAAAUCGAUUUCUGUGCCACCAAGAUCUGCUAUUGAUACUGGAACCUGUUAGCAAACAAGCUGAUUCAGUGAAAGCUUACAAACUAAAAACAAUAAUUUUAACCAGUUGAAAGACUUAAAUUUGAAGUAAGAAAUCUGGCGUUCAGUUCUUCAGAGUAGAAAGUCACCUCUUCCCAACCUUGAGGCACAGAAAAAAGAUAAGGGAUGAUUGGACUCCAUCCAACACCAUGCCCCCCAGACUUGUCAUCUGGCCUGCGGUAUGUCCUCCAACCUGUCUGAGCAUGUUUUGCAUAACGAAAUUUACCAUUCACACACAAUCAAGAAAGGAUGGAAGAAAUGCAGCUCAAAGGAGUUUUGUUAAUUUAGCAUUCUUUGUAUGGCUUCAUGCUACGUGUGGAAUUUACCCGAGAUGCUAAAUUUGAAUUUGGGACUGCAGGUUAUAUUACAUAUGCUCAAUUCAAUUAACCUUAUUACCAA